GACCGAAGAACCCCCCCCAAGCGCCCCAUCCCACCUGAGCGCCUUCGAGUACGAAUACCCGCCAAGCGCCGUCCCUGGAAAUAGAUCCAACAACGUGUUUGGAGCGGCACAUAGACCUACCAUGGGAGUGACACCACGCCGUGCACUUUCUGCAUUUCACGUUUCUCCGCCGCCUGCCGGUCCCGCUUAGAUUGGUACGCCCCUGGUCGAAUCAAGGCCCCGUUCGCGGCCCCCCCUCGACCUGCCUGCUUGAUUCUGGGCCUGGCUUUUGCGACAACCACCCCUCAACGCCCCCGUCUGUCCGGCAUUCCGAAGAAGCCUCCCUCCAUUUUGGCGACACCUCCCCCGACCUCGGCGUUCCCUGUGAACCGCAAACCUGAUCGUGCUGUCCCCUCGACUCUAUCUUCACUCUUUCCCUUCAGACGCACCCGCGCAGCCAGCCCGCUGCCAUCGAGGGACGACCAUGGCUGCACCUAAUUCCAACAAGCCCGACGUGGGCGACACCCUGCUCGUUAUCCACGAUUUCCAAGCCCGCAGUUCCGACGAGCUGAGCCUCACGAAGGGCGAUCGCGUAGAGCUGCUCGAGCGCGAUGACGAGUUCGGAGAUGGAUGGUACCUGGGCAAGCAUAUGGCCAAUGGGAACAGUGGCCUGUUCCCAGAGGUGUAUACGCGACCAGCGCCCAAGAGCGUCGCCAACGCUCCGACCUUUUUACCCCCGAAGCAGCCCCUCACGCCUUUGGCAGAGGUGUCCCACGAGCAAACAACCCCCGUUGCCAGCCCCCCGGUAGAGGACGAUCAUAGCACUACUCCCGUUCCCGAGUCAAAACCGAUCGCUGUCGCCACCCCGGUCAGUUCUUUCCAGUCAACAAGUACCAGCAGCAGCCUUCCUCCGUCUUCGUCCAGCAGCGUGCCAGCGAAUAUUGGGUCAGGUCUCGGCAGCACAUCGCGUCCCGGCACGAGCACCGAUAGCCAUGUCCUACAUGACACGCUGAACGUAAUCGACGAGCACAUCACGGAUUUGAACUCGCCGCAAGUUAACGCCUCGGCCCGGAAUGGUAACGACUCGGGCAGCGAGUACAGCUCGCACAUGGGUCACAGAAUAUCGUACAUCCAGGGCGAAGAGACGGAUGAAGAGGAGGAGUCGAUUCACACGCGCCAGGAGGUUGAAUCGUGGAACGCAGACCAAGUUGCCGAGUAUCUGUUUACAGCUGGCGUAGAGAAGCACCACUGCGAGGUGUUUAGGGACCAAGAAAUCACGGGCGAAGUGAUUCUAGGGAUGGACCAGACGUCGGUAUUCAUCAAAGCGCUCGACUUGGGAUCCGUCGGGAGAAGGUUGAAGACGUGGCAAAAAAUCAAGCAGUUGCAGGACCAGGUUACCGGGCAGGUCUUGAGCACAGGCAGGAACACACAGAAUUACGGGAGCGAUGCGGGUUCGGAUGUGGGCAGGGUCCGGAGCAGAACAAAUACCAUCACGAGCUCGGGCCCGCGGUUUGCACCUCUCAACGACACGUCUCUUUCGGUCGCGACCAAACACACGUCGCAAACUACCAAGCCCGAACCUUACGAACCCGUGUCGCCCGUUUCUCCUCUCGUAGAGAGCCCGACCCGCGCGUUCCACGACAAACGGCCCUCGGCUGCAUCCGUCCGAGAUUUGCACCACUCCCGCCGCCACUCAUCUACCGAUUUCCGCAUCCAAGGCGCCAAUCUUAAUUCUUCUGUCCCCGCCAAGGCAUCCGUGAGCGGUACAUUCUCGCGACAAGACGCGCCGCAUAAGAAGCAACCCUCUUUCGACCGAAACUGGACUCUAGGAGGUGCCUCGAAUUUCUCGCCUCGUCCCCUGUCAUCUGCAGGGCACCAGGACGGAAUUGGUGGGCGGGCCGCCGAGCUCCAGGAUUCGGCUGUCGAGAUGGACCGUGGUUAUUUUUCGGGCACGGAUGCCGAUGGUCGGCGACGCAACGUUUUGAAAAAGCGCGAGAGCACCCAAACCUCGCCAAAGGCGAGUUACGCGGACGAGCAGCGGGUGCGCAGCGCUACGGCACUCUCGAGGCAUUCUCGACUCGGAAGCGAGUCGUCGCUCUCACCCGCGGCUCAAAAGUAUUACGGUGUGUCGAAACGCACGCCGUCCUUAGCUACCACGGACUCGCUGCGUCACAUGACGGGUUCUAAGGAGUCGAUGCACCCUACCGUCACCAGGCUGGACAGUAAUUCGUCAGACCAGUCCCGGUCUUCGCCCAAGUCGGCCAUCAAGCGGCUGAGCCAAGUCAACCAUCCCGACUUUAACGUGAGCAUGAUGUUACGGAGUGGGCUCGGCGGAUUGCGGGCAGCCUCGGAUGCCAUUACGGGUAGCGAACGAGCGAAGCUCUCACCGGUUGAGUCGCCUCUUAAGGAGUCGCCCAUGUACUCGCCAGCCCGUACCGGGUCUAGCACACCCUCUGGUGGUCAGAGCUUUGAUCUGGAGUCGCCCGACACCAAGAGCCCGAGCACGGCAACAACGGCACCCAGCCGGACCAGCCGCAAGAAGAAGCAGGAGACCAGCGCAUACACGCGUGGCCUUCAGAAGAUCAGCCCUCGGGAAGCCAUGAAGGAUGCCGACUACACUGGCUGGAUGAAGAAGAGAAGCGCCAAUCUCAUGACGACUUGGAAACCUCGCCUCUUCGUUCUCAAGGGUAGGCGCCUAGCCUACUACUACUCGGAAGAUGACGAUCAGGAACGGGGCUUGAUCGACAUCUCAUUCCACCGAGUGCUUCCGGCCGACAACGAGCGACUCACCGGGCUUCUCGCGACGCUCACGGGCGCCUCGAGCACGCCCGCGAUGCCCGCCGGAAGCCAUAUGACGACCCUCGCAGCAGCCGACGCCGACCGCGAUCCUAUCCAAGAGUCCGACUCCAUCUUCAUCUUCAAACUCGUCCCCCCUCGCGCCGGUCUCUCUCGCGCAGUCAACUUUACGAAACCCACGGUCCACUACUUCGCGGUACCGAACAUUAAACAAGGCCGGCUGUGGAUGGCGGCUCUGAUGAAGGCCACGAUCGACCGCGACGACACGCAGCCCAUCACGACUACGUACCAACAGAACACCAUUUCACUAGCAAAGGCCCGGCAGAUGCGCCACCGGCCCCCGGCGCUGAUGAACCUCGAGGAGGGCGCUGAUGAGAACAACGAGAGCACAGCCGCCACCGGUCCCGACAGCAACGGUCUCGGCAUUUACAGCGAGCUUGACAGCGCGGUCGCCGGGCUCGAGAAGUUUGGGCUGCAACACCCCGAGAGCGCCGGGGCAAGAGGAUUCGGACUCGGGACGGAGAAGGACACGUCGCUGCUGCCGCAGAGCGCCUAGGUGGGCGCUUGGUUGAACGGCUAAGCCGGGUCGGCCGAGGUGCUCGUGCACCGACGAAGGCCGCCCCUAUUUCCUUUCGCGUUGGCGCAUGCUUUGCCUGAAAUACCCCCUCGACCACACGGUGGCCGACGUUGCUUUCCUUUGUUCUUCAUCCCCCCAGUACCCCAUAUAUAAUGUGCGAUGUAUCUCAGAAGCACGAACGGGAUCGGGUGGUGCGGUUAGCCCUCUCCUGAUACCUUGCGGUUCCUUCGAUGGGUAGCUAAUUCAUCACUUGGCCUGCUCCAGCCAGAUGCAUCUUAUCCCGCUUUUCUGUUUCUUUUCUGCUGUGUAUUUUGUGAUGUGUAUGUACUAUGAUAUUAUACGGUGAAGAGUUGGGGGAGGUGGUGUAUGAGUUGAGCCCAGUCAUAGCGUUCCAGCGAUUGAAUUGUUUCGGAAGUGAAAUCAAUAUGGAAUUCAGAGCGAGC
Chaetomium fimeti is the source of this 3795-nucleotide messenger RNA. RefSeq lists its product as uncharacterized. Gene Ontology annotation, molecular function: protein binding. The coding region runs from base 464 to 3331 and encodes 955 amino acids. Gene Ontology annotation, cellular component: plasma membrane. Lineage: Eukaryota; Fungi; Ascomycota; Sordariomycetes; Sordariales; Chaetomiaceae. The transcript is spliced from 3 exons. Gene Ontology annotation, biological process: actin cytoskeleton organization. The record is from RefSeq and is a predicted model, not a curated record.